AGGUCACGUGUCUAACUGCACGGGAGCGAACCUCGGUAACGCGAAUGUCGCCCCUCCGUCUCCUGCCCUACGCGGGAGCGCGCACCCAGCCACUAACCACCAGUGGGGUCUCUCACCCGGGUGGGGUAAAUAACAAUAAAGUUGAAGGAUAGCAGAUAAACGUUGUCUCUGUAUGUGCAGCACAGACGCUGCCAGGACUGUGUGUGUGGAAAGGGUGCCCAGCGUGAUGGAGACAGGGGAGCUCAUUGGCAUUAAUGAAGCCGCACGGUGCACUGACAGCGCAUUUAUCAACAAUUUUUGACAGCAUCGAUCUGUGUCUGCCACAGGCAGCGGCUCUCCUCCAACCCCAGAGGGCCGCGGCUCUCGCAGCUGUGCUUGUGACCGACCCCUUCUAAGAAGGACGCAUGUACACCGCCAAUUAGCGGCGUCCUCAGACGGGCUGUAGAGUGAGGAGAAUCCCGCCAGGGCCUAGAGACGCUGCUGUGGUGUCAGGAAGCUCAUGCUGUUGCUGCUGCGCCGCCCUCCUCCUCAUAGCUGCUAACUGUCCCCGAGGCGACUGCUCCGCUGUAUCCUUCCGCCCCUUCCUUCGCUCCCUCUCAAGGGCCGCCGGAUCUCAGUUGCACUGCAGGGGUUACGUGCGGGCAGCGGAAGAGUUAACAGGAGGGAAAUAAGCGCCGGACCUGUUACUCUGGCGAGGCGGAGGGAUAUGCAGCUUGGCUUGGAGCUAGUGUGGUGCUGAGGACCGACGAGCGAGAAAAAUGUCUGCCUGAGGGAGACCCACAAGUUCCUAUCGGGUGGAAACCGAACCUCUCCUGGCGGUGCAAACACGCAAAGCCGCAUAAAGCAGCAGCCCAGUGACGCCUGUCAGCCGCACACGGCCGCCAGAAGCCGGGGAGGGAGCUGCGCCGGGACUCCCGAAAACUUCAAUCUAAUUAUUGGAUGUUUAAACGGAAAAAAAAGGAGCUGAUCUGAGUGGCUGGAGAUGAAUCCUCAGCAGCGGAUGGCCGCUAUAGGCACAGACAAGGAGCUGAGUGAUCUCCUGGAUUUCAGUGCGGUACGAUAUCCUCCUUCAGGGUCUUAUGGCUUCUCCCACACGAUGUUUUCCCCACCUGUUAAUAGUGGGAAAACCAGACCGACCACGCUAGGAAGCAGCCAGUUCAGUGGAUCUGGUAUGGAUGAAAGAUCUGGUGCUUCCACGUGGGGAACAAGUGGUCAAAUGAGUCCAUCUUAUGAAUCUUCACGGGGUUUUGCAGACAGUCCUCAUUACAGUGAACACUUGAAUGACAGUCGAUUAGGGCCCCAUGAAGGAUUGUCCCCGACACCUUUCAUGAACUCAAAUCUGAUGGGGAAAACAGCCGACAGAGGCCCAUUCCCACUGUAUGGCAGAGAUUCGGCGGUAUCUGGCUGUCAGUCAAGCCUAAUCCGAACAGAUAUUGGACUUGGGAGCUCAGGGCAGCUUCCAACUUCAGGGAAGCCAGGUAGCCCGUACUUUCCUUUCUCUGCAUCAGGUUCGCGUCGGAGGCCCUUGCAGGACACCCCAACCAUUGAUGGCGUGGCAAAGGGAGCUGGCCGUAGAAUGAGGACUCGCUACAAUGAGCCUCCCAAAGAUGGCAGUAGCUGGAGGACAGAUCCUGUACAAACAAAGAAGAUAAGAAAGGUCCCCCCUGGCUUGCCUUCUUCCGUCUAUGCACCCUCUCCAAGUUCAGAUGACUUCAAUAGAGAGUCUCCGAGCUACCCGUCCCCUAAACCACCAAGCAGUAUGUUUGCUAGCACUUUCUUUCUUCAAGAUGGCAGCCAUAACUCAUCAGAGAUAUGGAAUUCCUCGAAUGGAAUUGGUCAGCCUGGCUAUGGUGGAAUGAUGGGCAGUUCAUCGUCUCACAUGUCUCAGCCAAAUAAUUAUGGCAGCCUACAUGACCGCUUGAACUACCCACCACAUCCGGUUUCCCCAACAGACAUAAAUGCCAGUCUUCCUCCAAUGUCCAGCUUCCAUCGAGGUGGCACUACCAGUUCCUCCUUUGUGGCAUCUUCUCACACUCCACCCAUCAAUGGAUCAGACAAUCUCUUGGGUACAGCAAGCAGAGGUAAUGCAGCUGGCAGCUCACAGACAGGAGAUGCACUUGGAAAAGCCUUGGCCUCUAUUUAUUCUCCUGAUCACACCAGCAGUAGUUUUCCAUCAAAUCCUUCAACCCCUGUUGGGUCUCCAUCUCCACUGCCAGGUGCCACCCAAUGGUCUAGACAAGGAGGGCAAGCUCCUUCAUCUCCGAGUUAUGAAAACUCCCUCCACUCCUUGAAAAAUCGGGUUGAGCAGCAACUUCACGAGCAUUUGCAAGAUGCUAUGUCCUUCUUAAAGGAUGUCUGUGAGCAGUCUCGAAUGGAGGAUCGCUUAGAUAGGCUUGAUGAUGCAAUACAUGUAUUGCGGAACCAUGCAGUAGGACCUUCCACCAGCAUGCCUGCUGACAUACAUAGUCUACUGGGUGCAGCACACAAUGGACCCAUUGUAAGCCUGACAUCCAACUAUGGAACAGCAGGACUUGUACCAAAUAGUCGACAGGCCUCAAUGAGAGAAGAGUCUGUGAGUCUAAACAGUGAACAUUCAGCUCUGUCCAGUGCAGUCUCUGCAUCAAGCACAGAAAUAAAUCACAAAGCCCAAGACAACUACAGAGCAUUGUCCAGUGUGUUGGCAAACCAGCCUGCAAUUGCAACUCUUCUUGAAAUAAAAUCGGAGCACAAAGACAAGGAUGAGAACCUACAUGAACAUGUCUCCUCAGAUGAUAUGAGAUCAGAUGAUGAAACAUCGCAAAGUGAUUUAAAAACUUCUAGAGGGAGAACAAGCAGUAUUAAUGAAGAUGAAGAUUUAAAUCCGGAACAAAAGCUGGAAAGAGAAAAAGAAAGAAGGAUGGCAAACAACGCAAGGGAGCGAUUGCGCGUAAGAGACAUCAAUGAAGCAUUUAAAGAACUCGGGCGCAUGUGUCAGCUACACUUAAAGAGUGAAAAACCACAGACAAAACUGCUAAUUCUUCAUCAGGCCGUAGCAGUUAUCCUUAAUCUGGAGCAACAAGUCAGAGAGAGGAACCUCAACCCCAAAGCAGCCUGCCUUAAGAGGAGGGAAGAAGAAAAAGUGUCUGCCGUAUCGGCAGAACCACAAUGCACACAUCCAGGAGCUCACCCUGGCCUUACUGAUGCUACCAACCCUAUGGGUCAUAUGUAAACAUCAGCCAGGUAAGCACAAGAACUCCCACGCUACGGAUAGCAUCUAUAAAAGGUGACAUUUCAUCACAAGGACACAGACAACUAACAUAUCAACGGCACAAAUCUGACAGGAUAACGAGAAAAUGAAGAAAGGGGAACUUGAAUCAAGAUGCCCAGGACACAAUCUAAUGAUGAAAGAAAACAUGAGACAUCUGCACAGAAGUUGAAAUCUGCUAGAAUUUCAGCCCGUUUCUUCACAUCUGUAGCUGUCUCAGUGUGUCGUUCCUGCACAAUCAGACUGUCCUACUAUCUCCACACGCCGUGGAAGCUGCCUUGUGCCUAAACUGAAUUGACAAAUGCAUUGUAUCUACAAAUUUUAUUUAUUGUUAAGGAACUGUUGUAAAGGUCUACAUUUAACAAAAAGGGAAAAGUUGGGCUGAAAGUGGUGAAGAUUUCAGUUGAUGUCAGCAUUUCUUAGAACUAUUCUCAUACAGAGAAUAUAAACAGUGGCAACCUGUGACCCUUUAGCAUUCCCAGCAUACCUAUUAGUGUCUUAAAGAAGGAUGGAAAUGGAUUUUUAUGUCAUUUCCAUUCCUUUUGCCAUAUACAUAGUUUUCCAGCUAUUGGAAAAUAUUCUUUGGCAUAGCUUUGUUUGUUAUUAUUUUUAUUUUUUUUGUAUUUGAUUUUCUAAUGUUAUUUUUGGUCUCUGGUAAUCUGAACAGUUAUGGUCAUAGGUAAACUCCCAUAGUGCGCUCCUUGCUGCGAGUCGGUGAUCAUUGUAGAGAGGACUGUAGACUGGAGCAGUGCUGUGACCUAGCUGCUUCAUACGCAGAGGGUUUACUCCUUCUUUUUCCUAAAAUGAACAUUGUCUUGCUGAUACAGGAAAAAAAAAAAUCUGAAGGCUUCUUAGCAUAGCAAACUGUAAAUUGGGGGCAAACGUACUAUGUUAGAACAGUUUCUAUCCCAUACAGUAUCUGCUACCUGUAGGACAGGCAGGCGUUAGCAGUAAUAAGCACAAAACCUAAAGUACAAAGGAGCUUUUCAGGCAGAAAUGAUGGUAAGUGACUUACCAUGGCCAGCUGUGUGAACAAAUCUAAAUGCAAUGAAAUAAAUAUAGGAUCAAUGGUCAACAAGUAAAAGGUGUAUGGAUGUCUACACUAGGUAACAAGAAUAGAAUGUAAUCAGAUUAAAAGACUAUAGUCUUGCUCUAGUAAAAUGCUCAGUCUAUUAUAUGUAUUCCGAAUCUAUAUAAAUUCCUAUGAACUUCCACAGAAGCAGUCUUCCACUACAAUGAGCAUAGAAAAGAGAAAUAUAUACUGUACAUGGGUAGGGUCCUGGUUUGAACAAAAUGUUCCCAAAUUUAUUCUGCACAGAACAAAUUUUAUUUUUAUUUGCUAAUGGAAAAAUCGGACAUUUUAAAUGGUCCCUGCCAACCUGAUUCAUUGUGGAGUUAGUGGAUGUUACCUAUUGUUUAUAUUCGCAUCCAUUCAUGGGACUUGAUCUGUUGCCUUGUUCUUUAUUUCAGUAUUUAUCAACAUACAUUGUUGCUUCUGACAUGUGAGCGUGAUCACGUGCCACUGUCUGGCCUUUUCCUUUCUCUUCAAUGCAUAUUUUGUUUUUUCUUUCAUCUUUUUUUUGGCUUUAUUAGGCUUUGCAGUAUGCCCAGAAGCUUUCCUUCAUAAAAUAGAAAAGAAAAAAAAUACAAAAACAUUUGGCUUAUUUUUCACUGUAGUUAGUCUUUUAUACAAUAAUCUUGUAAGAACAUUUCUUGAAUUCUAAAUAUUACUCUUUCUAGAUUUUUGAAAUCGAAAAAGUUUUCAGUAAAAAGUUUCUUACUUUAUUUUACUAUAUUAGGUAGUAAAAAUGUAGGGUUAUUUACCAUAACCUGUUCAUUAAUAUCAGAAAUUUACAAUAGCAUUUUAAGAACAUAGUAGGGUCCUAGCAUACCGUGUAGUACCUAUGGAGUAUUGUAAGAGCUACUUGUUCAAGAUGAAUUGCUGAUCAUCUUGUUCUACAGUUUUCAUUGUUGGUCUAUUGCAGAUUUGUACCCUGUGUCAAAUUCAACGUAUUGUUGAUAAAACUUUCAACCAGCAGCAAGAAGUUCAAAUUUUUUUUUCUGUCAAUGUAACAGAAACACAAUAUGUAUAUAACAUUUAUGUAGCAAUAAAUGUGCCAUCUUUUUUUAAA
This is a messenger RNA of Pseudophryne corroboree (corroboree frog), 5376 nucleotides long. RefSeq names its product transcription factor 12 (gene TCF12). Lineage: Eukaryota; Metazoa; Chordata; Amphibia; Anura; Myobatrachidae. The record is from RefSeq and is a predicted model, not a curated record. Gene Ontology annotation, molecular function: DNA-binding transcription factor activity, RNA polymerase II-specific; protein dimerization activity; RNA polymerase II cis-regulatory region sequence-specific DNA binding. Bases 983 to 3208 code for a protein of 741 amino acids. The transcript has 22 exons. Gene Ontology annotation, biological process: regulation of transcription by RNA polymerase II. Gene Ontology annotation, cellular component: transcription regulator complex; chromatin.